Messenger RNA from Suillus plorans, 1549 nucleotides. RefSeq lists its product as uncharacterized. The coding region runs from base 168 to 1115 and encodes 315 amino acids. The transcript has 13 exons. NCBI's taxonomy places the organism in Eukaryota, Fungi, Basidiomycota, Agaricomycetes, Boletales, Suillaceae. The record is from RefSeq and is a predicted model, not a curated record.
GACAUGGAAUUCACUUUUCGUGUAUCUUUUGUGGUGUCGUGUAAAGUGUUCUGCCCUUCGAAAUGACUUAUUAUUCCUUAAUUUCAUUUCGGUAAUUCAAGUGGUAUAUAUACUAUCGCCAUACACUCACCAAGUUCACCUCUCACCCACACCCAUUCUCUACCAAUAUGACCAUAGUCUUAAAUGACCCUGCUUCGUGGCCGACCAUCAAUGCAAACUAUUUUUACAGUUAUUUUGUAGUUGCCGCCUUUGUUGGAGCGACGUAUGAUUGGGCACUUACAUUGGGACAAGAGGUCGAAUUGAUCUGGAGGCAACGAUGGUCCCUAAUGACAGUUUUGUAUCUCUGUUCGCGCUACCUCGGAAUCUUAUCUGCUGGCAUGACCUUGCUGGUCAUUGUUCCGACCAUCCCGCUGACGGAUACAGUGAGCUGGAUUAUGUACGUCGUACGGAAUUGGACGGGUAUUGUGAUAUUUGCAAUACUGUGGGUCAUCAUCAUCACUCGGUUGUAUGCCAUGUAUCAAGGAUCCAGAAAGAUCCUGAUAUUUCUUGUUGUCACCUGCCUGGCUGUCACCAUUUAUAAUGGAGUGGAGGCCGUCCUGAUGACGAUACACGCUUUAGAGGAGGAAUUCAUUCUCUCCGGCACGUAUCAGUGCACGAUUACCUAUACGACAGAUACGCUGAUUCUGAACUCUGUUGCUUGGACACUCUCCCUUGUGUGGGAGGUCCUCGCGCUGUGUCUCGCAGCCUGGAUUGCGGUAAAACACUUCCGUGAACUGCCACAACAUUCGGCAGGGGGGAUCAUGGAGGACUGUUUUGCAGUGUUGAUGAAAACCCACGUGCUUUACUUUGCGAGCUUUGUUGGUGUUUCUUGCUUUCAGCUCAUUAUUAAUUUAUCUCCAACAAUUUCAUCGUUCCAAAAUCUCACGGAAAGUCUGACUUUUUAUGGCUUGAUUCAGAUUUUGGACGUCGUGCAGAUGUUUGUGCUGGGACCACGCCUGAUCCUUGGCGUUCGAGAAUUUAACGCUAAGCUCGUGGCUGAUUCUGACGCAGCAACUGUCAUGAGCUCAGUUGCUUUCCAGGAGCGCGUGCACAUAUCGACUGGCAGUGGUGUAUAACACACGAGACGCUGAUGGUUGUCUGGUGCUCUGCAGGAAGCAGGAAAAUUCGUGUUUUGUCUCAAAUACAAGCUUCGUUGCAGUACCUGUAUAGUUAUUUGGUGUCACGAAGUAGAUUUCAAGGAGACGGGCUUGGGCAGUAUUUUUGUAGUAGUAUGUGUUCGAAUCAUUUGCUAUAGGUUCUGACAUUAACAAUUAUUUAAACCAAUAUCUUGGAUAUCCCUACUGUGCUAACGAAAGCAUUGCAGCAGUGUACUGAAUGGGAAAGUCGAGCGACCAACCAUACUGGCAUCAACCACCCGUCUUCUCUUCAUACGUCUGCAGAACCUCGCCAACUCACCUCCCCACAAAUAGCUUAACCACACACUGCAACAAACAGUGCAUGUUAUCUAGUCCCCGCCUUCCAUCCUAACAGCAUACAAGAUACACCGAUU